Molecule: messenger RNA, 761 nt
Organism: Labrus bergylta (ballan wrasse)
Lineage: Eukaryota; Metazoa; Chordata; Actinopteri; Labriformes; Labridae
Gene: tnnc1b
Product: troponin C type 1b (slow)
Cellular component (GO): myosin II complex
Molecular function (GO): calcium ion binding
Source: RefSeq, a predicted model, not a curated record
AGCUCUGAGGCGGUGGUCAGUAUUUGUCCCGUGUCUGAGAGCAGCAGCAGCGGUGUGUCAGAGGCAGGGACCGAGCAGCAGCCAUGGAUGACGUGUAUAAAGCAGCGGUUGAAAACUUAACGGAGGAGCAGAAAAAUGAGUUCAAGGCCGCGUUUGACAUCUUCAUCCAGGAUGCAGAGGACGGCUGCAUCAGCACCAAGGAGUUGGGGAAGGUGAUGAGGAUGCUGGGACAGAAUCCGACCCCUGAAGAGUUGCAGGAGAUGAUCGAUGAGGUGGAUGAGGACGGCAGCGGGACGGUAGAUUUCGACGAGUUCUUGGUUAUGAUGGUCCGCUGCAUGAAGGAGGAGAGCAAAGGGAAAUCAGAGGAGGAGCUGGCCGAACUGUUCCGCAUGUUUGACAAGAACGGAGACGGCUACAUAGACUUAGACGAGCUGAAGGGCAUGCUGGAGUCAACCGGAGAGUCCAUCACAGAAGACGACAUCGAGGAGCUGAUGAAGGACGGAGACAAAAACAACGAUGGAAAAAUUGACUAUGACGAGUUCCUGGAGUUCAUGAAAGGUGUUGAAUAAAGGAUUUGACUGGAGGCCAUUGACUUCAUCUUCUGCCAGCUUUUUAAUGAAUUCAAACAGAACAGCAGUCCUCAGCAGACCCCUGUCCUGUCAGUCAGUCCACAACUCCCCCCCCACCAUGCACUGAGAGGUUCACUGAGAGAUCUCAUUGACUGCUAAAAUCUUUAUUUCUGAUCAUGAUGAUCGACCAAA